GGGCAGCACAGGGUGGUGGAUGGGACACGUCACCGAGGGCAGCCACUGCCACAUCCCCUCUCGUGUCCGGCUGAACCCACGGUCCGAAUACCACAUCCUCCCACAGAGCUUUGCUUCCCCCUUCCCAGGCUCUCUGUGCCGAGCUGGUUUAUCCCACCAGCUGCAUGUAUUUUCCUCAUCCUCCCAUUCCCUGUGCAUGUCCCCGGAAUGAGAAGCUUCCACAAUAUCCCUGUCAGCUCCAGCUUGGACACCAACCGACCCAACCCUGGGUCAUUUCGAUGCCAGCCCUAACGUGGGUAUAGAAGAAGCAGGGAUGUCUAAUCCAGCCUCCAGAUGCUGAAAAAUCCUUGGGGAUUUAUCCAUCUCAGCUCCGUCCCUAGGCCUGUGUGGAGGGAGCUGCCUUUGUGCUGUAGGACACUGAACCGCUGCCUCUUCCCCAUCCUGCUGGAGCACGGCCACCACACUGGAGAGGAGAGGAGAGGGGAGGUGAGAGAGAAACAUCACCGGCUGGAGAUCCUGGGGCUGCCCAGGCUGUGAUUUACCCAGAUAAUGGCCCUUUCCAAUUUGUCCAAUUUCUUGGAUGAUGUCGAUAACUACAGUGACUACCAGGAUUACAUCUACGACGAUGCGAGCAGUGUGUGGGUAGACCCGUCCCAUGACCCGAAGGACAUUGCGAGGAUCCUCUCCGUCAUCAUCUACACCGUGUCCUGCGUGCUGGGCAUCCUGGGCAACGGCCUCGUCAUCGCCAUCAUCACCCUGAAGAUGAAGAAAUCAGUCAAUGCUGUCUGGUUCCUCAACUUGGCCGUGGCCGACUUCCUCUUCAACAUCUUCCUACCCAUAAACAUCGCGUACACGGCCAUGCGCUACAACUGGAUCUUUGGCACGGUCAUGUGCAAGCUCAACUCCUUCCUUCUCAUCCUCAACAUGUAUACAAGCGUCCUGCUGCUCACCACCAUCAGCUUCGACCGCUACAUCUCGGUAGUUUUCCCCGUGUGGUCCCAAAACCACCGCUCGACCAACCUGGCGUAUUUAGUGUGUUUGAUCAUCUGGACCAUCGGCAUCAUCAUGAGCUGCCCCUCCCUUGUCUUCCGAGACACGGCACAAACCCGAAAUUCCGUGAUUUGUUUCAGCAACUUCUCCCUCUCCAGGAACAAGUCUUACCAAGCCCUGGCACUGAUGAGGCACCGCACGGUGAACAUCACCAGGUUCCUCGGCGGGUACAUCCUCCCCAUAACCAUCAUCACUUUCUGCUACAUCGCCAUCGUCUUCAACCUGCGUCGGAAUCGCCUGGCCAAGUCCAAAAAGCCCUUCAAGAUCAUCGUCACCAUUAUAGUCACCUUCUUCCUCUGCUGGAGUCCCUACCACCUGCUGAACCUGCUGGAGACAGAGCCGGGCAUGGUCCCGCCCUCUGUGUUUGAGGUCGGCAUCCCCAUCACCACGGCCCUCGCCGCCUCCAACAGCUGCAUGAACCCCGUGCUCUACGUCUUCAUGGGCCAGGACUUCAAGAAGUUUAAGGUCACCAUCCUUUCCAGGCUGGUGAAUGCCCUCAGUGAGGAGACAGGCCACUCCAGCAUCGUUCACAGGAGCUUCUCCAAGAUCUCUUCCAUGACUGAGAAGGAGACGACAGUGCUCUAAAUUCAACCUGGUGCCUUCAGGGGGGACAUAGUCCUCUGGUGUUGGCCAUGCCCUCCACUGGGAUGCUGGCCGGCACUGUGGUGGUCCCUGAUGUGGGACAAGCAUGGUCCAACACCGUCCUAUAGUCUAUUCCUUGACUGGUGUUGCUGCCUGGGGGCUGGAAGAGAUUGGAGACCACCACUAUGUGCACGUGGAGAAGACAUAAGUACCCUGAUCUUUGUCAUUGCGAAGAUUGUUGUACCAAACUAUUUAAGGAAACACUUCAGGAUGUUCCUGUCUAACCUUUGCACUCUCUGACCUGGGAAGGGCAUUCCUGGUGUUUCCAGAGACAUUGUGAUGGGGUGGGGGAUGUGUCUGGGAAGGCACCUCCCAAGAUGUGUGCUGGGUGGGCACCACCACAGGUGAUACCUGCUAUGGCCAAAGUGGGGACACUCCUCUCCUAUGUCUCUGUUUGGCUGCUUGUGUUAAAUCCUGAGGUAUUUUGGUACAAGUGCAAUGUGUUUGUAACUGUUGGGAGCACUUUGCACCCCAAGAGGCCCUGGGAGGUGUCCUCAUAUCGGCUUUGAAUAUCCCACCUCGAUGAACUGGGAAGUCUCAAAUGUCUUCUAAGUGAUCCAGACCGAGGGGGUGGGGACUGGGCUUGUGCACAGGGUCACUGACGUGGAAAACUGAGAGAAAAAAGAGAGAAAGAUGAAUUUGAAGUGUGUUUUGAACAACCCUCCCUUUGAUGGGCACAUUCCACACGGUACAUUUUGCAAAGUGAUUUGAUGUUUGGGACCAGGAGUCCCAGUGAUUCCUUGCAAAGGGCCUGAGUGGCACCAGGGAAUGGGUCCAGGGGCUGGGAACGAGCUUCUGCAAAGGACCUGCUCUCCUCUCCUGCAUCCAGAUGGCCCUGGGAACUGGCUCCGUUGAUGGCAGCUCCCUGGUGGGACUGAUUGGUCCUAUGGGAUGAUUUUCUCUCUUCCAACCAGGCAGCAAACCCAUCUUGGGAGACUCUGGGAGUCUUGUGGGAGACUCUGCCGCCACACACCAAUCUCUGAGGUGAAGGCUGGGCUAAGCCACUGUCUCCAUCCAAUUUCACACACAGUUAAUCUGGGAGCUCCUUCUCCAUUAGGGCUUCUUGACUAUGACACCGGUGUCACGCUUAUUUAUGUGUUGGUUUCUCCGUGUCACCCACAGCCUCUCUCUCCCAGGAAAGUGAGGAGCCCUGGAGCUGGGUUUGGGCAGCCCCAGUGGCACCAGGGAUGUUUCAGGAGGUCCCCACAGGAGCUUUGUGCAGGUAUUGACAGGCUGGCAACUGAAAGUCUGCUCACAGGUGCCCAUGAAGGCUGAAAUAUUUAUUUAUAGCAUUUCUUGAAAAUCAGAAAAUGGAAAAAACCAUGAAGAGGCAGCUCCCAGGCAGAGGAAGAGAGCUAUUUACAGGCUCCUGGUGGCAGCAGAUCGUGCCAGACAGGUACAAACCGAACCACAAAGCCUCGGUAAUUGAGCUGCCGCCCUGAGCUGCGGGAACGUCGUGGAUCAGAGCGGAUGCUGCAGCGGGAGCUGGAUUUCAGAGGGAUUAUCAGGCGUCCCCUCCGCCCUGGCACUGCCUCCCUGCUCUGCCUUGAUCUGCAUAACCUCGUUAGUGUGAUGGGGAGAGGGCAACAGCCACGCCAUGGGAGCUGGAUCUAUCCUUCCCUGGGAUGAGGCUGCCUGCAGCAUCCCUGCCCCAGGACAGGGAUCCCGAUGGAAUCCAGUGUGUUUGGCUGCGGUUUUGGUGCUGCUGAUGGUGUAAGUUGUUCUGGGGCAAGUUUGUCCCCGAAGCCAGGGCAGGGAGGUGACCUCCUUCCCACCACUGUGGAUCCAGCCUGCUAAAAGUGGGAGAUUUAUCCUGAAAAUUAAGAGUAUCCUACCUGAGCCCCGAACGGAAACGCAGCACGGGAUGAGGUUUAUAAAGGAAAUUGAUGGGAAAUUAAUGGGAAAUUAGUGACUUCACCUGUUGGAUGCUGCUGUCACUACACAGGGGCUGUAGGACACACAGCACCUGGCUCCAGGUGUCUCCAUAUCUCCUGGGAGCUGGGAAUAAGCUGCUUCCCCAGGGAGCAAUGCCACAUUCUUGGGCUGCACUGUGUCCUGUGGCCAAGCCCAGGACCACUCUCAGCCCAAAUCCACACAUUUUUUCCUCUAAAACCGGUGCACAAUCCAUAACCAUGGCAGAUGCUGGAGCAGGGAUGCUCCUCCCUCAUUUUGGUGGCUGGAUUUUGCAAGCCCAUCUAUUAUUCCUGCAAACAGCUUUCCAAAAAAAAUAGUGACUUGGUACUUAACCUGGGGUUAAAUCAUCACUAUAAUGACAGCUUGGGAAUCCCAAGUUUCCCAAAUGUUUGAGUUCAUCCUUGUAGCUGUUUACUUAUUUAAUAAAAGAACCUGUUUUCCAUACAAAUACCCCCGGUAUGUGCUGAAGAUCAUUACAUGGAGUGGGAAGGAUCCCAGGGUUUUUUCAUUGAGCAGUCCCCGUGUGCAUUCCUGAUCCCUGCUAUUGAAUUUGGAAUUGUCAAAGUGGUCAGGAGCAGAGAGGUUGCAGGGCUGGGGCUUG
Messenger RNA from Neopelma chrysocephalum (saffron-crested tyrant-manakin), 4207 nucleotides. RefSeq names its product chemerin chemokine-like receptor 1 (gene CMKLR1). Gene Ontology annotation, cellular component: plasma membrane. NCBI's taxonomy places the organism in Eukaryota, Metazoa, Chordata, Aves, Passeriformes, Pipridae. Gene Ontology annotation, biological process: regulation of calcium-mediated signaling; inflammatory response; phospholipase C-activating G protein-coupled receptor signaling pathway. Gene Ontology annotation, molecular function: complement receptor activity; G protein-coupled receptor activity. The record is from RefSeq and is a predicted model, not a curated record. The transcript has 3 exons. The coding region runs from base 550 to 1635 and encodes 361 amino acids.